Molecule: messenger RNA, 4098 nt
Organism: Betta splendens (Siamese fighting fish)
Lineage: Eukaryota; Metazoa; Chordata; Actinopteri; Anabantiformes; Osphronemidae
Gene: klhdc3
Product: kelch domain containing 3
Exons: 11
Coding region: 297-1445 (382 amino acids)
Cellular component (GO): cytoplasm
Molecular function (GO): protein binding; chromatin binding
Source: RefSeq, a predicted model, not a curated record
UCCUAACACGUCACGAGGGAGCCGGUAGUGACUCCCAGUGGAUAGCACUGCCUGCUCAGACACCGCCUAACCACAAACGGCUCGACCUGCAAGGUAGAGGAAUUACGUCCGUCCUGCCACGACUAUCGCCGUAAACCAGACGGAGCGUCAGAAUGCAAGGACACGCUGUUGUCGGUCAGUUCUCAUUCGGUUCAAGUCAGCCCGCUCACAGCUAUAUAGGGUUCCAGUGACGCUGGCCUGACGGGAUCCAAGUGAUGGUCUAAGGACUUGCAGUUGCAGAGGUGCUUGCGCGUGGAAUGUUGCGCUGGUCGGUGCACCUAGAAGGAGGACCGCGGAGAGUCAACCAUGCUGCUGUGGCUGUGGGGCACAAAGUCUACUCCUUUGGAGGCUACUGCUCUGGGGAGGACUACGAGACACUCCGUCAGAUUGACGUGCAUGUCUUCAACACAGUGUCUUUGCGGUGGAUGAAGCUGCCUCCGGUGAGGACGGGAGGACACGAGCGUGCCCGUGAAGUGCCAUACAUGCGUUAUGGCCACACAGCUGUGCUGCUGGAUGAUAUUAUCUACCUCUGGGGUGGGCGUAAUGACACAGAGGGGGCCUGCAAUGUGCUCUAUGCCUUUGAUGUCAACACCCACAGAUGGUUCACACCCAAGAUUUCGGGGACCGUUCCAGGGGCAAGGGAUGGCCACUCCGCCUGCGUCCUGGGGAAGGCAAUGUACAUAUUUGGUGGAUAUGAGCAGCUGGCUGAUUGCUUCUCUAAUGACAUUCACAAGCUGGACACCACCACCAUGGUUUGGUCGUUAAUUAAUGCCAGAGGCUCUCCAGCACAGUGGAGAGACUUCCACUCAGCCACCAUAAUUGGGACAAAGAUGUUUGUGUUUGGAGGGCGAGCAGAUCGCUUUGGUCCCUUUCACUCCAAUAACGAGAUCUACUGCAACAAGAUCAAAGUGUUCGACACAGAGACCAACUGCUGGCUGAACACUCCUUCAACGCAGCCGCUGCCGGAGGGGCGCAGGAGUCAUUCAGCGUUCUCUUACAAUGGAGAGCUCUACAUAUUCGGGGGUUACAAUGCUCACUUGGAUCGGCACUUCAACGACCUUUGGAAAUUCAAUCCAGAAGCCUUUUCAUGGAACAAGGUGGAGCCGAAGGGGAAAGGCCCAUGUCCACGUAGGCGGCAGUGCUGUUGUAUGGUUGGAGAUCGAAUCAUCCUCUUUGGUGGAACCAGCCCCUGUCCAGAGCAAGGAAUGGGAGAUGAAUUUAACCUCAUGGAUCAUUCAGACCUGUACAUCUUAGACUUCAGCCCUAAUUUGAAGACGUUAUGCAAAAUAGCUGUUAUCCAGUACAGUCUGGAGCAGUCAGGACUCCCACAUGAUAUCAGGUGGGAACUAGCAGCUAUGACCACCAACAGCAACAUCAGCAGGCCCAUCUUCUCGUCCCAUGGCUGAACCUUGGGCAGAGCCAGAACUGUGUCAGGGCCGUGGGUUUUCUUCUCUCUUCUCACCAGGACUCUCUUCUGUACAGUUCGGAACUGCCUCUUCUUUGUUUUCUCACAUUCUUGAAGUGGAAACACUCACCACCGACCAAAAUAUCCUGCCUGUGACUUCCGCGGACACCGUGGCCGUUUUCGUGUCUAAGGAUAUUUCAACAGCUCAAGCGCAGAUUGUGUGAGACGUAAAUGAUUCACACCCGUCCACCCGUUUCUAGCCUCUCUAGGAAUCCAAUCAGCCUAUGAUAAUCAUAGACUUCUAAUCUUAAGCACAGGAAGAGACGAGAACUUCAGCCGUUGGUGUUGAGAGCCAACCUCUUUGCUGAGCGCGUCCCCUUGACGCUGUGCUCGACAGGUCUCCCCGGAGAAGUAAAUGUGACCCUUCUGCUCCAGACACACAGAGACUGAGAUGGUCAAGCGUUUGUAUAUUGUGUAAACUAUCACAUUGACUGGUUUUCAAUGCUUAGCUUUAUCCUUCUCCAUCAUGACUCGGCUGGCACCCCGCCGCUCUUAAAGGUGAUUUUCAAGGCACCUGAGAGCAGCAGUCUGCCUUGUAAAGUCUAUCUACCUCCCUCAGUAACAUGAAUCAUUAAACCUUCAGUCUAACUUCCCACUCAUGGCGCAGCUACUGUCCUCCUUUUAAAAAGCUGGGGGUAGUACUAGUAAGUGUGAUUCACCUGCCACACCCCUGUAUUCUGUUCUUCAGUGCCAAAUCUAAAAGGGGAACAUGAUGCAAAUGUGAACUGUGUGUAAACUCACGGUCCUGCCCGCGCAGAGCCCGGUUCCUUCAGUCUGCCUGUUCCUGUGCUGCAGUUCAUCACUUUUGGACAUAAUAUAGUUGUACUUGUAGACAAUCCAACCAGCAUUUAAACACUCUUCUUCUGACCUCCCUGAUCACUCUAUGGGCACAAUAAUAGUUUUUAACAACCAUGUGUGAAGCUGAGUCUGAGCUAAGGUAAAAAUGCUAAAGGGCUGUUACAAAGACACAUCUUUAAAAUGAUAGAGGAUAAUUCAGAUUUGGGUGUGCUUAUUUAGGUUAUGUGUUAAAUUUAGUGGUCAAAUUACCUUUAAAGGAUAAAGUUGGAGAUUUUCUAUAUUUUUGAAUACAUUUACUGAUUAUUUCCUUUCCAGACGUGUCCCAAUUGAUGGUAUUAAUUAGAAUAAUAUGGAAUAUCGCCCGUCACUGACUAGAACAGUAAUAUGGCAUGAUGUUACAGUGCAUGAGUAGGUGAGGAUGAAUGUACAGUAAGAAGAGUUGCUAUUAAUACCUUUUUGUAUUCUGACAUUUUGGCUGUGGAUUGUAGCCCCGUCUGGUCCUUAAGCCCGGCGGUUCUAAAAACUAGGACCUGGGAACAGGAAAUGUAAGCACAUGUGAGCUGCUUCACUGCUUUUCAGCGGGUCUUCGGGAACAAGUGCGCUGCAGUUCCUCUGUCCCGCCACAGAGUAAAAUGUGUGCAACAAUCAGUCCCUGCUUAGCUAGAUUUAAACCCAGCAGGGCUCUGGGUCCCAAACAACAGCACUGACUGACGCCGACCUUCAUAGUAAAUGUUUACAGAUCUGUGUAUUUGAUGUGAAGCAGUGUAAAAACAAUCAAAAAUGCAGGUUGAAGUCACCAAAUAGCUGCACUAAAGCCAUUUGUGGCGCGUUAGGCCUUACAGAGCGAAAAUGUUGAUGCUGCUUUUUGCCUAAGUCGACUAAAGUGUGAGACGUCCGCCUCCCGAAGUGUGAAUUUUACUUACAGACUGGUGGUGCCAACGGGACUCGCGGGCCUAACGUCCUCUGCACUGCAGACGCACAUGGACAUAUCACGCUCUUAAAGAUGUGUCAGUACCCUGCUUACUUGUGAAUCCACAGAGAAGCUAAUCUUGUGUUCACACUAAAGAUCUUGUAAAGGAAUCAAACUGAGAGACACCACACUGCUGUCUACAGGCUGGAUUUCUUCUUUUGGAGUGAAAGUCAUUUUCAUUUUUACAUCAGGAUUUCGGGCCUUUUUCAUUGUUUGUAAAGAUAACGGGUAAUGGUAAUUGAGUCAAGACCUUUAGGAAAUUACGCUAAAUGCUAAUAUGGUCUUUUUGGUCAACAAUUAAGUAACUGCACAGCAGAUUUUCCCAGUGGCAUCACUUAUGCAGUGCUGACGCUGAGGGUAGUGAUUUAGCCUUUUACAGUUGCAAUGACCGUGAUGGGACAAACCCCAUGAAAGUUGUGUUGUCUGUCCCUUUUUUUUAACUCUGUAAAGACACACUUCACCAUUAGAAGCAGCAGAGUAAAGCCCUAAGCUCUGCUUAAAUAAUUCAGCAGCAGUGAUUUUUUGCCAAUCAGAAGUAUGUGACCAGACUGAUUUAAUGCCAAGACGUUGUAUUGUGACUUUAGGACUAGCAUCGUGUAGGUGAAUAAAUCCUAAACAGCCGAGAAUGAGGAUUGAGAAACAAACAAGAACAAGUAUGACAUGUAUUUGGGUUCAUUUUACAACAGUGCAGGCCGAUGCUUGUUUUUAUUUUCUAUUUUAUACGUUUUUAGAGGAGAUGCUGUAUCUGUCGAGGUUGGUCUAGACUUCCUGUGCAAUAUCCUUUAUAAUUGUCUCAACAAUAAAGCUGAAACCAUUUGACUUGUUA